Astrephomene gubernaculifera is the source of this 2987-nucleotide messenger RNA. Lineage: Eukaryota; Viridiplantae; Chlorophyta; Chlorophyceae; Chlamydomonadales; Astrephomenaceae. The record is from the annotation of a GenBank genome assembly.
GUACAGUGUGUUCGCCUGUAUAGGCUUCGGGCAUCGAAUGGUUGCCGAUUGUUUGUAGGCUUAUAGCUUGGGAAAUGGCAGAGGGCUAUAUAGUAGCCCGCGAGGCUGAGGGCCUCGCGACAGUGCCACCUGAGGUGCUGGAGCAGCCCGACUGCACAGCGUUGAAGCUUAGCCACAACAAAAUAUCGGCCGUGCCCAGUGGAACUUUUCCCAGGCUACCCAAUUUGGUGCUUUUGGACCUGUCCUACAACCACCUCACAAGUAUACCUAGCGAUAUAGCAAGAUGCAGUUCCUUGAAGGUGGUCCUGUUGGGACACAACAGCCUCGGCCACAUCCCCUCGGGCAUUUUUCACCUUGUCAACUUAGAGCAGCUAGCUUUAAACCACAACCGGCUAUCCGAUGUUGGCGGUCCAUGGUUCCAGCUGAGCGUGCUGAAGGCUCUGGAUCUGUCGUACAACAACCUGCGCAUGCUGCCUCCCGACAUCGGCUGGCUGCCGCUGAGCUCCCUGGAGCUGGAGGGGAACAACAACCUGAGGCUGCCGCCGGGGGUGCUGGCGGGGGGAUUCAGGUGGGUCAUGAGCUACCUGCAGGUGAUCUGCGAGCAGCACCGGCUGGUGGAGCAGCACCUGGACAAGUUCGCAGCGCCCGCAACAGAGGGGGAGGGAGCCACGCCGCUGAGGUCCCGUCCCUCCGACCCCAAGGCCCUGGCUGCGCUCAUCGCGCGGCGGCUGAGUGCCGCUGCGGUGACGGGCGUGUUGGAUGUGAAGCACUGCGGCACGGAGGCGGCGGUGGGGGAGCUGGCCAGGCUGCAGGCGGUGUACGUCGCCGACGUGCGGCACAACAGCUGGGGCACCCUGCCCGCGGAGGUGCUGCGGCUGCGGGGGCUGGUGGUGCUGAAUGCCUCGGACAACGAGAUUGAGACGCUGGCGGAAGGCAUCACCCCCGACCACCUGGGCGUCCUCAACCUCUCCUUCAACCGCCUCACCCACCUGCCCCCCGCCCUGGGCGCCGCACCCGUGCUGCAGCAAAUGUACCUGGCCAACAACCGCCUGACCGACCUGCCGCGCACCUUUGCCUGCCUGCCCAUGGUGGACCUCUUCCUGAGUGAGAACCUGUUCGAGCGGCUGCCGGUGGCUAUCCUGGGCAUGAGCCAGCUGGCCAAGCUGAGCAUGGCGUGCUGCCGGCUGGCGGAGGUGCCGGAUGCGCUGGGCAGUGUGGAGACGUUGAAGUUCCUGGACCUCUCCUUCAACCGCCUGCGCUGCCUGCCCUCCGGCCUCUCCCGCCUCACCGCCCUCAACGCCCUCAACGUCUCCUUCAACCCGCUGGACGCCUUCCCGCCCGUGGUGACCGCAAUCCCCGGGCUGCUGGAGCUCAACCUGGACUACACGGGUAUCACCACUGUCCCCGAGGGGUUGGGCGAGCUGCGGCGGCUGGAGGGGCUGCAGCUGGAGGGGUGCAGCCUGCCGCAGCCGCAUGCCACACUGUACGAGGCCAACCCGCUGCUGCUGGUGCAGAUUCACAACACGGCGCUCACCUCUCUGGACCUCUCAGGGCUGGGGCUGGAACAGAUCCCUCAGCUGUCCCGCCUGGUGGGCCUCACCGCGCUCGACCUCUCCCGCAACGCCUUCACCCGCCCGCCGCCCGAGCUGCUGCGCCUCCCCGGGCUGCAGCAGCUCAGCCUGGCGGACUGCCCGCUGGUGGAGCCGUGGGGGGCGCUGCGGGGGGCGCACGGCGACCUGGCGGUGAUUGACCUGAUGAACCCGGAAGUGGACAAGCUGGACCUCUCCGGCUGCGACCUGGCCUCCCUCCCCGCCGAGCUCGCCCCCCACGCCGGCCGCCUGUCCCUGCUGAAGGCCUCCUCCAACCGCCUGACCGACCUGCCCGAGUGGCUCGCCUCCUUCGCCUGCCUAUCCACCCUGGUGCUGGACCGCAACGCGUUGGGCGAGCUGCCCAGCAGCGGGGUGCUGGGGCGGCUGCCGAAGCUGGGGAUCCUGAUGGCCAGCAGUAAUGCGAUUCGGGAGCUGGCGCCGGAGGUGCUGACCAGCCUGAGCAAGCUGCAGGCGCUCGUCCUCCAGAACAACCAGCUCUCCGACCUGCCGCCCGCCAUCUCCCGCCUCGCCGACCUCAAAGCGCUCGUCCUGCCCGGCAACCGCCUCACUCGCCUGCCGGACGAGCUGCCCUCCUUCUGCACCUGCCUGCGCCUGCUGGACAUCAGCCACAACGCGCUGGGCCACCUGCCCUCGGGCAUCGGCGCGCUGAGCAGGCUGAAGUGCCUGCGUCUGAACCACAACUGCCUGGGCACGGUGCCCAAGGGGUUGUCAUGUCUGGCGGGGCUGACGGAGCUGCUGCUGGCGCAUAACCCGCUGCCGCUGCAGGGUAUGGACCUGAACGCCACCACAGCACCCGCUGUACGGCAAAUGAUAGCCGCCCUGCUAGCCGCCUGCGCUCACCUGCCGGCAGCAGCGCACGCCGCCGAACUGGAAAACGCAGCCGCCGCGCUCACCACCAAGGCCGCCGCCGCCGCCGGCGCCAGCCGGCCCUCCUCAUCUGCAGCCCCGCUGCGACUCGGUCUUGAAUCCGCUGCUGCUGCUGCUGAUGGUGGUGGUGCUGACGAUGCGUUGGGUGAAACGGAGGCAUCGGAGGCGGCGGUUGCGGCGGUGGUGGAGACGGAGGCGGAGGAGGAGGCUGCUGCGGUGAUGGCGGAUGUCGCUGCGUUGCGGGACGAGGAGGCGCAGCGGGAGCAUGCGGGGGGGGCGGUGCUGCGGCCGGUGGCGCUGGUGGCCUCGGGGGAGAUCCGCACGCUGGAGGAUCCGGAGGCUGUCAAGAAGAGGGUGGAGGAGCUGCAGGAGGAGCUCCGCGUCAUGCACCCCGACUCCCGCUGGCUCUACGUCGCCAAGCACGUGGAAACCAUUGGCCGCGACCCGCUCCGUCCCAAGGGCGAAGCCUGGCAGAAGGUCCCCCUCAUGAACAUCCCGCGCAUCAUCGCC